Leguminivora glycinivorella is the source of this 235-nucleotide messenger RNA. RefSeq lists its product as uncharacterized. NCBI's taxonomy places the organism in Eukaryota, Metazoa, Arthropoda, Insecta, Lepidoptera, Tortricidae. The coding region runs from base 1 to 183 and encodes 60 amino acids. The record is from RefSeq and is a predicted model, not a curated record. The transcript has a single exon.
AUGGGGCGCAACACCAAAGGAGGGUUCCUUCAGGUAGUGGAGGAGUUCUAUAGUCACAUACCGGCAUUCACUGAUGUGUUCUCUGAGGACACAUUCUAUGUGUUUGUUGUAAUCUUUGUCAUGUCAACAAUCUUGGUUGCUUUUAUUCUAUCUCGAUUUGUUACAAUUAAACCAGUGGAUUAGUUAGCCUAAUAUUCAAUGUACAAACAUGUUUAAAUAUAUACAUAUAUAAUUA